This is a messenger RNA of Solanum dulcamara, 2406 nucleotides long. RefSeq lists its product as uncharacterized. Bases 149 to 2044 code for a protein of 631 amino acids. The record is from RefSeq and is a predicted model, not a curated record. Gene Ontology annotation, biological process: DNA-templated transcription termination. The transcript is spliced from 8 exons. Lineage: Eukaryota; Viridiplantae; Streptophyta; Magnoliopsida; Solanales; Solanaceae.
UGCAAAACAAAAACAAACAAAAAAAAUAAUCCAUUCUUAGCUCAUUUUUUCUACAGAUUUUUAGGGUUUCGAAGAACCUUUUUACUCUUUUGAUUGUUGGGUUCAGAAAUUGUUGAAGAAAUUUUCAGGGGUGAUCUUUCUUAAAGAGAUGGAUUUGUUCAUCUGGGGUCCACCUUACUUUCAAGAUGAGAACAGUUUUCCAGGAAACAGCUUGGCUCAAAACUUCUAUUUCAGUCAAAAGCUUGACAUUAUAGAAGAAGAUGCCUUGAAUGAGAAAUGUUGUGUGCAAGUGCUGGAGAUACUCAUUGCAAAAGCUGAUACAGAAAUUGCUGAACUUGAAGAUGAUAUAGUGAUGCUACAAAGCCAACUAGCCCGUACAAAUGAAAACUGGUUGGACAUGUGCAUUGCUGCUUUAAAUAAAAAGAUUGAUCGCCUUGGUAGUUUGAUAACCACCUUGAAAAAUAAAAAUGUCCAAGCUUCUGGUGUUCACUUACAAACAAAUAGAAAACCAUCAGAGAGAAUCCAUGAGAUAUUAGAGACAUCGCUGAGAAAUUUCUCUUCUCCACGAGGCAAGCAGCAUCAACAGCCUGCAGACUCUACUCUUGGAAGUUCAAAGCUAGCUGCAGCUGUUCUUAUAAAAGUUGAAGCAAUAGACGACCACGAUUUAAAGGUUAUUGAGACUGUUGAAACGAAUGGCAGUUCCACUGUCCAGGCCAAUGUUAUGGUCCAGACACCAUUUGUGGUUCAAGAAAGAAAUCAUCAAGAAACAGAUGAACAUUCAAUCACCAAAGACUCCAGUACAAAGGCUUCUGGUCAUGCUAGUGACAAGUCCACUUUGAAGGAUUUGAAUGAGUCUGAUAUUCCUGGAAAGCUGAUUAAUGCAAGCAAACGAGAUAAUCCUUCACAUCUCAACAAUUUUGCAUGUGCUGUUUUAAAGAGUGCAAGAACAAAGCCUUCCAGAGACAAAGCUCAAUUUUGUGGAGCAUCAAAGAGGAAGAUCAAUGUGUCAGAAGAUUUCCUUGAGGAUGAAUUGAUGCAACAAAGUUCUAAUGAAGGCAUAAUCAUAAAUUCAUCUCCAGGAGUCAAGGAAACAAGCAUUGGAGAAGGACCUAAGCCUCCUGGAGCAAUUGUGAUGACCCGUCCAAGUGCUGUUAAACAAGAACCUAAAGGAUCCGGAGAUGAACAGACACAGAAUGGAGGGAAGGCUGGUCAGACUAGAGUCAAGCACACCUUAAGUCAGUUAGUAAGUCAAAAGCAGACUGGCACAAAAAAAAUUCUUGGAAUAAAGGGAAAAGGUCUGCUCACUGAAACUGGUCAUACUCUUGAAGACUCACUUGUGGUUUUGUUAAAUCCUAAAAAGAAAGACGGAAGCAAGCAACUGGAAAUAUUCAAAGGUGAACUGCGAGUGAAGCAACCCCCCAAAAGUCAAGUACUCACCAUACACAAAUCUAACUCAAAGUUGUCCCAAAAGCUAGAAGGUCAGAGGCUGAACUUCAAAUGGAACGUACCUACAGAAAUGGCUAAAGAGCUAUGUCUUGCCGAGGAAUUAGGGUUCAAGUCACCUUCUGGUCUAAAACUCAAGAGGCAGUUAAAGACUGAAAGUACUAAGGAGAAUGGAGGUGAUGAGUUCAGAGACAAACCAAUCAAGGAAAGUCUUUCACCACUUGGUGGAGCCAAAGGAACUGGUGACCUUCCAGAGAUCAGUUCAACUUGUUUGAUCCACUUGAAGAAGAGAAGGAUAACAAGUUCCACAGGACCAAUCCUCCAAGAGAAUGAGAAUUUGAGAGAUUUUCAGAAUAGGUUGGUAAAAUCACAAGACAGAUCAAAUCAAAACCUUCAAGUCAUUAAAGCUGAGAAUGCUGAACUUCUUGAUUCCACAACAUCCAUUGCUCUAAUACCGAACAUAACAGAUCUCAAGUAUAUGACAAUGAAUCAACUCAAGGCCGUGGCAAGGGAACAGAAACUGCACGGGGUAUAUAAGCUUCGUAAAGCUGAGCUGCAAGAAAGCCUCCGGGAGCUGCUAGCUAAAGGUCGGUCAACAUAAAAGCAAUUUCUAUAACCACUUUUUGUUCGCUACAUCCUCAAGUGAGGCAUAACAGAAUUGUUUAGAAGUUCUUACAAGAAGAAAAGGAGUUCUCUAUAGGAAAAGGGUGAUACUAGCAAAUCAUGUUCAUAUAACCAACUGUACAGGGAAAUUGAAGCUUUGCUUAUUAAAGAAUAGAUACACGAGAAAAAAAUAUAGAAAAGCGCUGAUUCUAGGAAUCGUUGUAGCCAAAUUUUUCCAGGAAGGCUUUACUAAUUUUGUUGAUAAUACCUUUCUUUAGGUACUCAAUUGAUCAUAUUACCCUGGUAAGAACCUCCUUUACAAAAGUUUCAUUUUUUGCUAAUUGAGCCUGGCAUUUUGCA